Zootoca vivipara (common lizard) is the source of this 3279-nucleotide messenger RNA. Lineage: Eukaryota; Metazoa; Chordata; Lepidosauria; Squamata; Lacertidae. The record is from RefSeq and is a predicted model, not a curated record.
AUGGCAGGAACAGACAACACGAUUGACAUCCCAGCCCUGGGCCGCCCGUUCCAGCUGGGAAUGCUAUAUGACUGCCGCAAAGACUCCCUGAUCCCAGGAAUCACCCUUUGGGACCAUGACUCCCUUCAGAAGGACCUGGAUAUCAAACCCCAGCCCAAGACGGAAUCUGAGAUCAUUGCUUCCGACUCCAUCGAUGAUAAGGCCUCCGCCCUCAAUAUCUCAGCAUCGCUCAAGGCCAGUUUUUUGGGGGGAUUGGUUAAAGUGGAAGGGUCAGCCAAGUACCUUCAAGACACCAAGAAGUCCAAGCAACAGGCCAGAGUCACUCUGCAGUACAAAGCUACCACCAAGUAUUCACAUCUGACCAUGAGCCAUUUGGGAAUCCAAAAUGUCUCUUACCCAGCAGUUUUUGAGCAUGGGACAGCCACCCAUGUUGUCACUGCCAUCUUGUAUGGAGCCCAGGCUUUCUUUGUGUUUGACCGAAAUGUCUCUUCUUCCGAGUCCAUGCAAGACAUACAAGGAAGUCUCAAAGUUAUGAUAAAGAAGAUGGUCACUAAUGAAGGCGAGGCAUCCAUCCACAUGAACGACCAGGAAAGAAACCAUGCCAAUCAGUUCAACUGCAAGUUCUAUGGAGAUUUUUCUCUGGAGAGCAAUCCCGUGACUUUUCAAGAUGCCAUGAAGGUCUACACUUCUCUGCCCAAAAUGCUGGGUACCAAUGGGGACAAGGCUGUGCCUGUCAGAGUUUGGCUGUACCCACUGACCAAGCUAGAUUCCAGAGCAGCUAAGAUGGUGCGUGAGACCAGCUUAGCACUUGUCUAUGAUGCCCAAACCGUCAUGGAGCAACUGAGCGAAAUUGAUAUGAGAUGCAAUGAUCUGUCUACCAAUCCCAUUGCUACCACCUUCCCAGAAAUAAAGUUGAAAAUCAAGAGAUUCCAGGAUUUCUGCAAGCAACACAGGCAGACUUUCCAGCAAGAUCUGGCAGGAAUAUUGCCUUUGAUCCGGGGAGGGGGGGAAGUUCUGGUGGACAUCUUAACAUCCAUAAAUCAAUCACCCUUCAAUGGCCAAAGACUCAAUGAAUUUUUGGACACCAAGGAACAAGAGAUAAACAUGGUCAAGUCUUACCUUGAUAUCCUCAGUGGGAUAGAAACCAUCUCCUCCCAGAAUAAACUGGAAGAGGUAGUGCUUAACCACCAGAAUGAAUUUGUUGUCUCAUUUACAUUCACCUCUUUACACGAUGAGGAACCAUUUUUAACCACUUUACAACACUUUCUUCAGAAACGAUCAGCAGAUCCUACAGGAGUCCAAAAUGCACCGGAGGAGUGGAAUGCUUGGUUUCAGGAAAAAGACAGACUGAGAAAUGCUCGGAAAGCGGCCAAGUCCAUUGUUGAUUUUGCCCAAAUCAAUGAAUCCAAUGGGAAGACUCGAUUCCUUGUGGCUUCUGUCCCAGAUCGGGACAACCCAGGAGUUUCCAUUUACCUCUAUGAAGAUGGAGAGAUGGUCAACAGCAACUUUGAGCUGCCCUCCAAACCUCUCCUUCCCCUGGUUGGCCGAAUUAGACAUGAGAGUGUGCAGCUGACAUUUCAACCAUCUGAGUCCGGGAGGGCUUCAAUCUCCAGCUAUCAGGUAGAAUGCAAGAUUGCAGGAGAAGGAAACUGGGAGAUGGUGAAUACAGACAACAGUCAAGAGACAUUCCAAGUGAAAGGGUUGAGGCCAGACUCAGAAUACCAGUUUCGAUACACCGCUAGGAGCAAACCAGGACUUAGUGAGACUAGUGAUGCGAGUGGAUCUGUACAGACACUUCCUACAAGCCCUCCUGGGAAACCGAAAGAGAGAACUGCAGAGUCUUCCAAAAUCAGUAUUGUCUAGGAGAGCCCAAAGGUCAUUGGAGCUGCUAUCAAGGAGUACAAAGUGGAGUACAGGGGACUGGUGGGCGAUAAGGACGGAUGGAAUGAAAAAAGAACAGGGGCAAGAACAGAGUCCUGUCAGCUGGAUGGGCUGAAGCCUCACAGAACCUACAGACUCAGAGUCUCGGCUGUAUGUUUUGAUGGGGCUGAGAGUGAGCCCAGUGAAGAGACUGAGAUUUCCACAGCAAUGGAAGAAGAAGAAGGGGCAAAAAUUCCAGCUCGAAAAUACCUCCAGGAAAGCACCCUGGUGGAAGAUGGGCAACCAUCGGUGUAUCUACUUCCCCUGGAGGCCACCUCAGAUCGAUCAGCCCCCGUCCAAACAUAUCAGCUGGGAAAAGAGAACAUGCAGGUCCCCAACAAAGUAAUCGUGAUGAUGGGGACCACAGGGUCAGGGAAAACCACUCUCAUCAAUGCCAUGAUCAAUCAUAUCCUGGGUCUGCCAGUGGAUUAAGAUCUGUAUGACCCAAGCGAACAAGAAAAGUCCUCCUCCCUGCGGGCCAGAUUUAGGAAGUUUGUUUGCUUCUGAUGCCCAUCUGCACCCGGGCAUCUGGCAGCUGUUACCAAGUGUUUUAAAUAAGGGCGUAUUUUCUAAAUUGUUGCACACACCUUCCGAUUGCUUUUGGCUAUCAGUAGUGAUUUCAAGUUAUAGGGCUGUUAAUUAGACCAGAGUUGGGAUAUGGGGGGGGGGCUGGCAGAUUCUUCACACUGCCUCUUGUCCAGCUGCUUCUCCCCCACCUCCCAGGAAACCCGCAGCAGCCAUGUUUGCUGCUUUAGCUAAAUUUGCAUUAUUUCCUCACUUGGCUUUGAGGUCUGUCACCUGGCAGGUGAUCUGGGGCGUUUAGGUAGGUACUGAAAAUGCUUUGCGCUUGGGCUAUUGACCCAACUUUGUAUACAAGUUCCACAUUCUGAUUUAUAGGUAGAGGUGAAAAUUUGGGUCUCUGAGCAAAUUGAGAUGAUGGUUGGCUGGGGAACACCCUGGUGAUGUGCUUUCUGUCAUGCCCAAGCAACCUAUUAACCAAAAUUAGAAUAGAAUUUAAAAAAAGAGGAGUUACUCCCAAACUACACCCUUACUUUUGACUACCCAGCAUCUCACCUCCCUCCAUCUUACAUUUUCCUGGAACAAAACUCUUAGAAGGUAUUCCUUUUGACGCUUCCAUUCCCAUCAGUCCCAAUUGGCGAUGGUGACUGGGUUAUAGGGUUGUGUGGUAUUCUCAUAUGGGAGGAGGAGGAGAACAUCACACAAGGAAUGUGAACAGGGCCUCAUAUACUGCAGAAGGGUCCUUUGUACCCACCUCAGCAUAAGAUGGUGGCUGGAAGUCGUUCUCUAUAUGUGCCUUCCAUUUUAUUUUAUUUUUAAUUUUGGAAACUUCAGCUGAUC